UGAGGAGUGAAUGUUACCCUUUGAUAAACCCUUUCUGGCAUGAGAAUGCAAACAUCACUGAUUCACACAGACAGCUUUUGUACAUGCAUGGAACAUUUGUCAUCCUGAUGCCCCUCAGCCUGAUAUUGAUGAUUUUUGGAGGAAUGACUGGAUUCAUCAGUAUUCUUGCCAGGGCCUACCUACUGCUUCUAAUGACGGGACUGCUUUUUCUUUUUGGAGCUCUUGUUACACUUACUGGGAUCAGUGUCUAUAUUGCAUAUUCAGCUGCUGCCUUCGAAGAAGCUGUCUGCCUCCUGAGGAGUAAGGAUCUCCUGGUAGAAAUCGACAUCAGGUUUGGCUGGUCGCUGGCACUAGUCUGGAUCUCCUUUGUCACAGAAGUGCUCACCGGGGCUGUGUUUCUCCUGGCAGCAAGAGUUGUGGGACUGAAACGGCGACGUGAACAGGCGUUAUGA
This is a messenger RNA of Fulmarus glacialis (Northern fulmar), 452 nucleotides long. RefSeq names its product transmembrane protein 114 (gene TMEM114). The transcript has 3 exons. Gene Ontology annotation, cellular component: apical plasma membrane. NCBI's taxonomy places the organism in Eukaryota, Metazoa, Chordata, Aves, Procellariiformes, Procellariidae. The annotation marks the transcript as partial. The record is from RefSeq and is a predicted model, not a curated record.